AUGUCGACGAAUCCAUUCUGGAGUUGUAUUCCUUAUCUGGGCAGUUGCUUGGAAUGCAUGCAAGGACCGUCAUUCUCGGCAACAGCGUCGUACUCUCAGAUGACAAAUCUCAUUCCUCAACCAAUCCGUCUCGAUACCUCCAGAUGUGGUAAGGACGUCGUAAUUUUGAAGGAAGGCGAACGAAUUUGUGGUACCGGUGCUGCUCUUGGCACAUUACCUAUUGUACAGAAUAAAGCUUAUUUCCAAGUAAAUGUUCAGCAAAGUGGAGUCUGGGGAGUAGGAUUGGGAAACUUGCAUUCGAUCCUGGACGAGAUUCCAAUCAGCACCGAUUUCUGGGGUGUUCGUGAGAAUGGAGAUGUUGUCGCGAACGGAGUUCUCAUUGGAAAACUCAGUAAAGUUAUUUCGGAUGGGGACUCCAUUGGUGUAUGUUAUGAUCAUGUUGAAUUGAAUUUUCUUGUCAAUGGUGAACGGACGGUGCCUACCAUUACAGGUGUCAAAGGACCUGCAUAUCCUAUUGUCUUCGUAGAUGAUUCUGCAAUUUUGGACGUUAAAUUCCGAAGAUUCACCGAAGAUCCUCCAUGUGGAUAUGGUGAAAUAUUGCCGGAACAAACGUUACUGUAA
This is a messenger RNA of Angiostrongylus costaricensis, 621 nucleotides long. The record is from the annotation of a GenBank genome assembly. Lineage: Eukaryota; Metazoa; Nematoda; Chromadorea; Rhabditida; Metastrongylidae.